Messenger RNA from Cherax quadricarinatus, 8582 nucleotides. RefSeq lists its product as uncharacterized. Gene Ontology annotation, biological process: regulation of transcription by RNA polymerase II. The record is from RefSeq and is a predicted model, not a curated record. Gene Ontology annotation, cellular component: nucleus. NCBI's taxonomy places the organism in Eukaryota, Metazoa, Arthropoda, Malacostraca, Decapoda, Parastacidae. Gene Ontology annotation, molecular function: transcription cis-regulatory region binding.
UGUAGAGGUUGAGUUAGCCCGUCAUGUUUGUAAUGUUUGGAGGAGCACCAAUGAGAAGGAGGAGGCAGUCUCUGCUGCCGCUCAUAUAAUGUUCUUUAUUCUACUACUGAUACUCUCUCAUCAACAUUUGUUAUUAUAAGCCCUUUUAACUUCACAGUUCAGUUGCAUGAGAAUGCAGGUGAGUUAAUAGAGUAGUAUUGAUGAGGGGCAGAAGGUGGUGGCGAGUGCAACAUUAAAACUGCUGGAAAACUCUCAUGACUUGUGUGAGGUAUUACUCUCCUCUCUCACCCUCUCUCUCUCUCUCGAAGUGUUUAUACGCCAGAAAGUGAUGUGUGUGUUGACUGUGGUCACUAGUAGUAUCAUCAGCAGUGUGGAGAGCCUUGCUAGUACUAGGAGUCACUAGUAGUGGCUAGUAUUACUGCUGCUGCUUCAACACUCGUCUUCAUGGAAGCCGCUUCAUCAACCUCUACUAUCCUCUUCACCGUGCAACAACACAUUAAUGUGUCAGAGAAUGGAUAUUCCUGAAGGAGCCGUUGUACAGCAGUAUAAGAAAAGGUGACCUUCAGCUCAGUUAUGAUCGCAAGGAGAACACGAUUCCUUCACAAACAUAAUUUGCAGCUUGCUGGGCAGGACCACAGCUAUUAGCUUGUGUGUGGUCUUGCACCCUCGUUGACAUGUGGUUGCCACAGCCUGAGGAUCCUCCCUUUCUGACUGUGGGAACUGAGGUAUCUGCCAAGUAUAAGGGAGCCUUUUGCGAGGCCAAGGUCCACAAAGUCGUUAAAGUCGUUAAGGUUAAGGUGACAUUUAAGCUGGGCUUGGGAUCCAGUGUUUUGUCUGAUGAUCUUGUGAAAGGUGUUCUCAAGAUUGGAGCUCAAGUUAAAGCCAACCAUCCAGAUAAAAAUCAGUAUGUUGAUGCCAUUGUGAAUAAGAUUCAGGACUGUAGUCAAUACACUGUUGUUUUUGAUGAUGGUGAUAUUACAACACUACGAAGAACCUCUCUGUGCUUAAAAAGUGGCCGACAUUUUGCUGAAAGCGAAACCUUGGAUCAGUUGCCCCUUACACAUCCAGAGCACUUUGGUACCCCAGUUGGGGGUGCAAGAAGAGGACGUAGAUCAAGACAGCACCAGGAAGGGGACGAAUCUGGCGGUGAUGACGACGAUGAUGAUGAUGUACACAAGCGGCAUCGUUCUCGGAGGGAGGAGUGGGAAUCAGACAUUGGAAAAGUUGUUUGUGUUGAACUUGGAGAUAAGAAAAAACAAAAGGAUAAUUGGUUCCCUGGAUUAGUUGUUGCACCUACAUCCCAAGACUCUGUCAAGAUUGAGACAAAAAAAGAUUAUCUUGUCAGAUCUUUCCAGGAUGGGAGAUAUUACACAGUACCAAAGAAGGAAGCGUCACCUUUUAGUCGUGAAGUUGGCAGUAAGGUUUCUCAGAGUGCUCUGAAGAUAGCUGUUGAAAAGGCUCUUCUCUUCAUGACAAAUGACGAGCUACCACCCCAUUGGGAUCGGGAUUUACUCUUUGGCAUGGAUGUAUCUGAUGAUGAUUCAGAUAGGGAUGGAUCGGACUCUGAUAGUUCAGAUGAUGAGCCCAGAGAAGAAAAGGACCACUUUGUUGCUCAGCUCUACAAGUUUAUGGAAGAAUGUGGAGCUCCAAUCAACAGUGGACCAACUGUAGGCAAUAAAGAUCUAGAUCUUUAUAAAUUAUUUAAGGUUGUUCAGAAGCUUGGAGGCUUCAACCGUGUGAUGAACCAGAACCAGUGGAAGGUGGUGGCUAACAAGAUGCAGCUCCACAGUCUUGGCUCCCAGGCUCCCAACCACAUUAAGGCUGCCUAUAAAAGGUACCUCCAAAGUUUUGAGGAAUUUUAUCGUAAACUUGGCUGCACUAUGGUGAGUAAUCCACGGGGCUCUCGCACAAGACACCGUUCUGGCCGAAGCUUGAUUCGUGACUGUGAUCGAACACCUCGUGCUUGUAAAAAGAAAGAAAAUGAUAGUUGUGACUCAACAGAGGAUGAAACUGAAAAGAAAGAAGAGGAGGAGGAGGUUAAGAAAGUUGAGAAAAAAAAGAGUGAUAAGGAAGAUAGCAAAAAAGUUGAUGAGAAAAAGGAAGGAGAAAAGAGAGAGCCAGAUAAAAAAGAAACCGAUAGAAAAGAUAUUGAAAAGAAAAAAGAAGACACCAGAAGUGCAAAGAGUAGCAAGCAAGAUUCUCACAAAGCUGGUGAUCAAGAAGCAUCAGUAACAAGAGAAAGGUCUAGAGAGCCAUUGUUAACAAGAGAGAGGUCUAGGGAGCCAGCUAUGACGCGGGAGCGCUCUCGAGAGCCUGGCUUGGUAAGAGAGAGAUCUCAUGAGCCUGCGGUAACUCGGGAGAGGUCUCGAGAACCAUCUGUAAACAAAGACAGAAAUAAGGAAUCGGCUAGUGCCAAAGAUGUAUCAGGAGAGUCAUCCUCACCGAAAGAAAGAUUAAGAGAACCUAGAACCCCCAGAUCUGAAGCAAAAACUAGAGCUGCUGCAGCUAAAACUGAAGGUGUAGAAGUAAAGACACGAGCUAGCACUAAAGAGGAUAAAGCUGAAAGUUUAGAAAUAAAAACUCGUUCAAGUACUAAGGAUGAUAAGAAAGAGGAUAAAAAGGAAAAGGAAGAAAAUGAUGAGGGAAGCACUGAGGAGGAGAUAGAGAUGGCUCAGACUCGAUCAUCAUCUAAACGUGAGGAGUGCCGUGAGAAAGAAGAAUGCACAAAGAAGAUGACUACACCAACAAGAAAAACAAAGAUAGAACGUUCUGUCAGUAGUAGUGCUGCUGCUGCUGCUGCUGCUGCUGCUGCUGCUGCUCCUCCUGCUGCUCCUCCUCCUCCUCCUCCUCCUCCUCCUCCUCCUCCUGCUGUACCUCCUGCUCUUGCUACUAAUAAUAUAUCUGCUGCUACUGCUACAAUUCUUUGUGCUGAUGCUACUGCUACUACAACCACUACUGCUGCUACUGCCACUACUGAAACUAUUACUACUAUUAAUGCCACUGUUACUGUUGCUUCCACUACUACUACAGCUACUAAUACCACUACUGCUGGUGUUACUACUGUUGCUGCUGCUGCUCCUGCUACUGUUUCUGCUGUUGCUGUUACUACUGCUGCUACUGCAGCUGCUGCUCCUGCUGCUGCUUUUACUGCUACUACUACUGCUGUGUCUGCUGCUGAUACUAUUACUACUACCACUACUACUAUUACUACUACCACCACUACCACCACUACUACUGCUUCUUCUAUUGUUGCUGCUAUUUCUACAGCUGCUACCUCUGCAACACCUUUAGCAGCUGCAUCUACUGCAGUUAGUGUGUGUACUCCAGCUCCUACUCCCACUCCAACUCCUACUCCAGAAAAUGAUGAUGAUGAUGAGGAUGAUGAUGAUUCCACAGUGUCUAGUACACCUACCUCUGCCCCUACCUCUAGCUCCAGUGGCACUUCUGUAAAUACUAGUGAUAAGAAGAUCAAGAAGAACAAGGUAACCAAAGGUGGCCCAGGGCAAACAGGUGUGCCCCUGCCAGCAGAAGAUUCUCCAGGUGCUAAGAAACGAGGCCGUAAGAAGAAGGUGGAAGGGGAAGUAGAGCCGCCUUUGGGGAAGGCACUUAUUCCUGCACAUGUUCCUGUGAGUGUUGGAGAUAAGCUACGGGUGCUCUAUGGACCAAGUGCUAAGGAGUCGAAGGUCACAUAUGAAGCAAAGGUGUUAGAGGUAGAAGAGGAAGGUAAUGCACCAAUGUACUAUGUACAUUAUCUUGGCUGGAAUACCAGAUAUGAUGAAUGGAUUAGAAGACCACGCAUUGCAGAAAACAUCACUUGGUCACAGAACAGAGCAAGGAAGGGUAGAGCUGCUGCUACUAAAGAGCUCAAAGAAAAGAAGGAGAAAGAGAAAGAUUCCAAAAAGGAGGAUAAAGAACAAAUAACCGCUCAAUCUACUGCUUCUCCAAAGGCAAGUAUUGGCAAGCGUGGGAGACCCCCUGGGAGCAUGCGUGAGAGACGUGAAAGUGAGCGUAGUGAAAAAAGUGACACUAGCUGCACCAGCAAUGUAUCAGGCCCCAGCACAAGGGCAACACGAGACAGGGGACCUUCGCAGCCAGAUAGUCCUUCUUCUUUAGACCAGAGACGUACCAGACAUGCCAUCACAGGAACCACAGAGAGUGACAGUGAAGAUUAUGAGUCUGAUGUUGAUACAGGAUCAGAAAAAUCUCGCACUAGAGCUAGUUCUGAGCGACGUAGUACUGCCAUCUCAGCAUCCUCCUCUGCUUCUUCCACUCCUACCUCAGAACCCACCAUAAAUAAUUGUAGUAUGGAUAAAACCCCAAAGGAAACUCAAAUGAAAACUCAGAUAGUAGAGGUAAAGGAAGAAGAGGAAGAGCAGGAGCCCUGUGGAAAGGAUAUAGAUUUAAAUGCCAUUAUGUCAGAAAUGAAAGGUCUUGAUAAACCUAUUAAAAAAGAAGAAGACCGUGUUUUGAAAGAGACGACCCCAAGAUUAAUACCAGUGCUGCCUGCCACAUAUACAGCAGCCGAAAAGAAAAGCUCAGAGUCUCCUGUUAAACAGUGUUUAGAGGCUCUUCCCAAGAGAAUUACAGAAUCUCCAGUAAAGCCAAUUAUGCAAGAUGCAACAAAACUAUUAUCACCAAAGUUGGAAUCUCUAGAAGAUGAUAUUUAUGAAUUUAAAGAACCUGAACCAUUUGAUUUUGGCGAGAUGCGUGCAAGAAAAGAUGUCAGGAUAAAGACGAAUAUUGGUGUUGUGGCUAGUGAAGAAGCUGAAGCUGAAAGUAAGGACAAGAAGAAGAUGAGACCUAGAAAGGAUAUUAAGGAAGGCGAAAGUGAGAAGACAGAAUCUGAUAGUGAUACUUCGCCAAGUCCUCAGAAACGAUUGGUUCUUCCUAGAGAAUCACCAGUUAAGAGAUCUCUUCCUGAUAGUAAAGAAAAUAUUCUUGUACAAUCUGAAGGGAAUAUAACACCUGAUAAAAAAGAUACAAUUGCUGUAACAGCAAUUAUAACUCCACCUGGAAAAGUGCUUUUAAAGAGGGACACACCAUUGAAGGUUGAACCAUCAGUGGUAUCCAUACCAGAAGCAAAAAUUAUCAAGCCAGAAUUUUCAAAAAGCCCUUCGCCAAAAUCAAGUCCAGCUGAUUCUUCUAAAUCCCCAUCUCCUUUAAAGGAACCUAUAAGAUUUCACAUGAUUCCAGUGAAGACUAAAUCAAUUGCUAAUAUAGAAAGGCCAGUUGCAUCACUUUCAAAGGCUAUUGGCUCUCCACAUCUUCUCACUCAGGCUGUUAUGACAGUUAUUGAGUCUAAAGCCUUGGCCAAGCCUGUUCCUAAACAAACAUUUGAUGUUAAAGCUGAGAAAUCACCUCUUCCAACUAAGACUGAUGAGAAAGCAGAUGCUAAAGUUAUUCCCUUCUCACAGAGGCAGCAACAUAUAUUUCCUCACCUUUUGAAUCGCUCAGAAAACAAUGAAAAAUUGAAGGACAUACUUCCAAGAGUUACUACACCAUAUAUUCAGUCUCCUUCCAUAGAAACAGUGCCAACGAGUGAGUCUGGUUCUUUAAGUCAAAGUAGCUCUGAUAUUGAUAGAAUAAAGAGAGAGAGCUCAGUAGAAGAAAGUAUUGAAGCUGUUGUAAAGAGAGCACGGCAAGAUCAGGACGAGCAAGAAGAAUUGUGUAAGACUGACAGUAAGCUAAGCCCAGAUAAGAAAAGAAGAACCUCAGGGAGGAUGAAGGCACUGAGUUGUCAGUUUGUCCACGACACCUCUGAGGAAUCUGAUUCCGAUAGCAGACUGUCAAGACCUGAUAUUGAGAGGAGGUCUAGACGAGGACGGUUGUAUGGUGAAGGAGAGAAACUUGUGCGAAGUUUACAGAAGCUGGUGUCAGACAUAGAAAGAGAAAAUGCAAGAAGUAAAAGUGAAGAUUUAGAUGAUGAUGAUGACGAUGAUGAUGACGAUGGUGGUGGUGGUCAUUACAGUGAGGUGAUAGACGAUGAGAAGGAGGAGGAGGAAGAUGAAGAUGAAGAUGCAGAGGAUGAGGAAGAGGAAGAUGGAGAGGAAGAGGAAGAUGACGAAGAGGAAGAGGAAGAGGCAGUGAUUCAGACAUCUUUGAAAGGCAAAUUAAGCAAAGAGUUAGCCAAAACCCAAGAGACAGAAGAGCAAGAGGAUGAUACAAAACAUCUCAGAAAGAAGCCCAGAGCUUCCGCCACCCCAAAACGAGUAGAGGAAGAAGUAGAAACAGGAUUGGGUGAUUUAUUGUGCAAAGAAACUAUUCCACCUGGUAGUCCUAUGACACAUGAUGCUGUUGCAACCGAUUCAGAGCCUCAGCAGCAUCCUGAUCUAAAGAAUGAAAUGCCCUUUGCCAGUGUUCCCACAGGCAGCAGUUUUGGUAAAAGAGGGCCAGUUCCCGUUGGGCAAACAGUAGCAUCUGCCUCUCACCAACCUUCAACUCUACAAUCUUCACAACUUCUCUCUCAACAACAGUUACCUUCUCAACACCAGUUGAAGCAGGCUCUAAAACAGUCACAGCCAAUUGUCCUGCAACAAAAACAUCAACUUGUGAUUCCUCAGGUACACCAGGCCUGUCCUCAAAAGAUUCAGCAGCAACAAAUUCAACUUCAACAAAAAAUGCAGCAGUCACAGGUACAACACACACAGUUACAGAAACAACAAGUCCAGCAGCAGCAGCAGCAGCAGCAGCAACAGGUUCCACAGCAGCAGACUCAACAACAAACCCAUCAACAUGUACAGCAUCACCACCACUCACAGAUGCAACAGCAGCAGCAGCAGCAGCAGCAACAACAACAACAACAACAACAACAGCCACACACUCAAACACAGCAACAGAAUCCAGGACAAAAGCAACAUUUCUCAGGACAUCUACAGCAGCAUUUACAGGGGCAACCACAACAAAGCCCUCAGGUACAUCAGCAAAAUCUACAAGGGCAACAGCAGAAACUUGGACAAGUGCAACAGCAGGAGAAUUCAUCAGUGAUGCAGAAACAACAAAAUCCACAACUGCAGCAACAACAUAAAUCUCAAGUUCAUCCACAACACUCACAGGUGCAACAGCACCACCAAAUUAAAGCACACCACCACCAAGUUCAACAGCAGCAACAAACACAGCUGAAAGUAAAUCAGCAUCAGCACCAUGUGCAACAGCAGAAUCACCAGAAAACUCAGCAGCAACAGCAACAUCCACAACAGCAGCAUCAACAACAGCAGCAUCCACAACAACAGCAGCAUCAGCAGCAGCAGCAGCAGCAGCAGCAACAACAACAACAACAACAACAACAACAACAAUCCCCACCACCACCGCCGCCACCGCCACCACCUCCACUGCCACCACCACACCAACAUUCUCAGCAAUAUUCAUAUUCGCAACAUAAUGCACCCCCACCCCUGCGUCAACAUCCCGAACAGUUGCAACAGCAUUGCUCCCUCCGCCACCAAGAGCAACCUCAGCACCAAGACCAGCAAUUCCAACAGAUAUCCAGGCCUGUGUCUAGUGUUAAUAAUGCAGUACUAAAUCCUAACUUAACCAUAGUAGCUGCUACAACUGUGUCAGGAAAUGUAAGAAAUUGCAGUGGCAUCAGUGUUUCAGUUGGUGCCUCAACAGGAGCUUCUACAUCAAGUAAUGCUGGUGCUAUGGCAGGAACUGGGAGUGGUCAGUCGUCUGCUCAAACAACGGUCAUGGACAAUACUCCACCAACCACUCCAGAGAGUAUUAUCUCAAAUAUAUCAGAUUCACCUAGAGGGGACACUGAAACAGCCAAGUUGGAUGACUCUAGCAAGUCUGGCAGAGAUUCAUCUGAAGUUGAAUUAGAAUGUCUAGGCGACACCACCAAGCUUGAUCAGUUUUCUGAAGACUCCAACACUAUGGAUAGUACCCUAGGCAGUGAACCUCGGCGCCGUGUUAGGUUAAAUCCACCAGUCAAGCGUCAGCAUGAAGGGCAUCUUGCUCAAGUUAUUAUGGCUGAUGGAGAGGGCUCUGAAACAGAAGAGGGCCCUUCCACUCCAGCUGUCCCAAAGAGGCGACGCAGAGGUCCUAGAGCUCGAGCUAGUAAUGACCCUGAGGAUGAAGAAGGCACCAGGAAAGGCAGCUGCCAGGGAGCAUUCAUUGGACGCAGGCGGCGACGGCAUUCAUCAUCACGUGGAGGUAAAGACCAAGGUGCAUCCUGUUGGGAUUCCAAUCUAGCAGUUGCAUCGGGAUUUGUGGAGCCAGAUUCAAGAGCCACUAGAGAAGCAGGGAUUUCCUCACACUCAAGACCAGUUCUUCAAGUUGAUGAUGACCCAGAGACAAGUGGACUGUCCGCUUUAUCUCUUGCUUGCAGCGCAGCAAGACGUUCAAGAUACAACUUUUGUCAGGAGUUAGACCCUGACUUAGAUGCUUCCAAGAGGAUAGCAGUUUUGCAGUCCAGAAUACAAGAGCUGAAGAGAACAUAUAUGCAAGUCAAAACCGAACUUGCAUCAGUUGAACGAAGAAGGAAAAAACUUCGUCGGAAGGAACGUGAAAGUAAGUUGUCUGCAGAUUUUAAUUUGCUUUCCAAAUAUAAAAAAGUAUUGUUUAUUAUCUAGUAUUAUAUGAAUUUU